Messenger RNA from Vitis vinifera (wine grape), 4440 nucleotides. RefSeq lists its product as uncharacterized. The transcript has 27 exons. Lineage: Eukaryota; Viridiplantae; Streptophyta; Magnoliopsida; Vitales; Vitaceae. The coding region runs from base 103 to 3858 and encodes 1251 amino acids. The record is from RefSeq and is a predicted model, not a curated record. Gene Ontology annotation, molecular function: protein binding; nucleic acid binding; ATP binding.
CACUGACCCGCCUCUUUGGUGCCAGAAAUUGUGGAGUAUGGGAGUGAAGGCGGUGCUUUGUUGAGAAACGAGGCUUAUGUGCGGAAGCAGAAAUCCGAAGGCAUGGAAGAAAUGGCGGAGAGGGAACGAGAAAUAGAAGUCCGGAGCCUGAGCGGUGAAUCAACCACCGUUUCCAUAUCGGAAAACAAAACCAUUGAAGACCUCAAGCUCCUCCUGAUUCAAACUUUCCCUCCCGCCUCCAACUCCCCCAAUUUUCACCUCUUCUUCAAGGGUGCUAAAUUGAGCUUACAGAGUAAGCUAAACAGUCACCCCAUUGGUUCCGGAAAAUUUAUGGUUCUGGUCCCAUUUACCAAGAAGGUUCGACAAUGCAAUCAAUCUGCAACCACCUCGGAAGUUCCCAAUCAAAGCCCAGUCUCAAACUUCGCUGAUUCAGCAUGGUCUGAUAUGAUGCAAGAUUUAAGGACUUUAAGCAACAUGUCAAAUAAUGAAAAUCAAACGAAUUUUGACUCUGGGAGUGUAAUUGAAGGAGUGAGAAAUGAAUUAAUGGAAGAAGCCUCUGCAACAUAUACUUUGGAGAGGAAACGCAAAAAGUUCCAUGGUGAUAAACAGGAAGGAUCUUCAGAUGACCUUAUAUUAAGUUUAUUGAAGUCGCCUUGUAAGAUUUUCUUAGACAAACAGAAUUGUGAAAUACUUAUUCGAGUUUUGGAGUCGGUGAAUUGUUUAUUGGAUAUGCGAUCUGGCAGCUGCAUGUUGUUGAGAGAAGUUGGUUUAGCCUACGGUGAUGCAACGCAAAGUGGAAGCAAGAGUAGUUUAUGCCUUUGUCCAGCAUGGUUGAAAAAAAUAAUGAAAACAUUUACUUUCUUAAAUAUAUUCUCUGCAUUUCUACAACUGCAGCAAGGGCAUAUCACCUUAAUCCAUUUGAAGGAAGGAUUAGAUCAUCUUGGGGAAUUUGGAUUUCAAGUUGAUAUGGAGGAUAUAGAGCAUCUCUCUGUUCUCUGUCCUAAGGUAGUGCAUUUUGCCACUAAUGGAAUGCCAUCCAGAAACUUGGGUGAUAACCUUAUUGUCAUUAAUUCUUCAACACAACACAAAGAUCAAGUUGAAGAUAAUUCUAGAACUGCUCAAAAGCAGGUGCCUAUAUCAAAGAUUGUCAGUGUGAUGAAGAAACUGGAAAGUUGCUUCAAAACACAUUUAUGGAGGGCUGUUAAAGUGUUGAUGCGUAAAAAUGGAAAUGAGAUGGCCAUGCUCUUUUCCUUAGAAGAUCUACUGAUAUCUGUGAAGGAAGGUGGUGCUGGUAAGGCAAAACAAGCAAGGAGAAGCUGGUCAGCAGUUUCAAGUACUAAUUCAGCUCAAUCAAAAUGUCAUGAUACAAAUCCACUGCUCCCAAUGGAAAUGGUUGAACAUCUCAGAAAGGGCAUGGGAUGUCAAGGACAGAUGGUGCAUGUUGAAGAAAUUUGUGCUAGAAUGGCUAUUCGUGUGGAAAUCCCAGAUGAACUGUCAGAAAACACAAAAUCUGCACUUGAACAUAUUGGAGUUACUAGGUUGUACAGCCACCAGGCAGAGUCGAUACAAGCUUCCCUUGGAGGGAAGAAUGUUGUUGUGGCAACAAUGACAUCCAGUGGGAAAUCUCUUUGUUACAAUGUUCCAGUUCUGGAAGUGUUAUCCCAGAAUUUGUUAUCGUGUGCGCUAUACUUGUUUCCAACAAAGGCAUUGGCUCAAGAUCAACUAAGAGCUUUGUUGGCUAUGACAAAAGGGUCUGAUGUUAGUUUAAAGAUGGGUGUAUAUGAUGGUGAUACUUCUGAGGAGGACAGGAUGUGGUUACGUGAUAAUGCUAGAUUGUUGAUCACAAAUCCGGAUAUGUUACACAUGUCAAUCUUGCCUUUCCAUGGACAAUUUCGGCGAAUUCUAUCAAAUCUUAGGUUUGUAAUCAUUGAUGAAGCCCAUGCUUACAAGGGAGCAUUUGGAUGUCACACUGCCUUUAUACUGAGAAGACUUCGCCGGUUGUGUCAUCAUGUGUAUGGCAGUGAUCCAUCUUUUAUAUUUUGUACUGCAACUUCUGCAAAUCCUCGUGAUCAUGCUAUGGAACUUGCUAAUCUACCAACAUUGGAGCUGAUUCACAAUGAUGGAAGUCCUUCUGGGCCUAAGUUUUUUGCCCUCUGGAAUCCUGCUUUAUGCUCAAAAACUGUGUCAAAGAGAUCUACAAGUAGCACGAAUAUUAGUAAAUCUGCAGAUGAAAAUGUUAUUGUCAAACGCUCAAGUCCAAUUUGGGAAAUUUCAUGUCUUUUCGCAGAAAUGAUUCAGCAUGGGCUUCGUUGCAUUGCUUUUUGUAAAUCGCGUAAACUUUGUGAACUUGUUUUGUCCUACACGCGUGAGAUACUUCAGGAGACAGCGCCCCAUCUGGUCGACUCCAUAUGUGCUUAUCGUGCUGGUUAUGUUGCUCAGGUUUGUUGUUUUUGUUUGCUAACAGAGAUCUCCUCCAAAUCACUGGAUAGGAGGAGAAUAGAGAGUGAUUUUUUCAGUGGGAAGCUUUGUGGUAUUGCUGCUACGAAUGCCCUUGAGCUGGGUAUCGAUGUUGGACACAUUGAUGUAACUCUUCAUCUAGGCUUCCCUGGUAGCAUUGCUAGCCUGUGGCAGCAAGCUGGGAGAUCUGGGAGAAGGGAAAGACCGUCACUUGCUAUAUAUGUUGCAUUUGAAGGGCCUCUGGAUCAGUACUUUAUGAAAUUCCCCCAGAAACUCUUCAGGAGGCCAAUUGAGUGUUGUCACGUUGAUGCUCAAAACCAACAGGUGCUUGAACAGCAUUUGGUUUGCGCUGCUCUUGAACACCCAUUGAGUUUGCUUUAUGAUGAGAAAUAUUUUGGUUCUGGUUUAAACAGUGCCAUAACUUCACUUACAAAUAGGGGAUACCUGAGUUUUGAUCCAUCACGUGGUUCUUCUUCUAGAAUAUGGAACUACAUUGGGCAUGCGAAAAUUCCUUCUCAUGCAGUUAGUAUUCGAGCGAUAGAGACUGAAAAAUACAAAGUCAUAGACAAGGGCAGAGAUGAACUACUUGAAGAGAUUGAGGAAAGCAAGGCUUUCUUUCAGGUAUAUGAUGGUGCUGUUUAUAUGCACCAAGGCAAGACCUAUCUGGUAAAGGAGUUAGAUAUAUCAAGAAAACUUGCUUUAUGCCAACAAGCUGACUUGAAAUAUUACACCAAGACUCGUGAUUAUACUGAUAUUCAUGUCAUUGGCGGUGAGAUUGCCUACCAAGCAAGGAUUUCCAGGAUCCAGUUUGCUAGAACAACUGCCCAAGUACAUGAUUGCAGAGUAACGACUACUUGGUUUGGCUUCCGUCGUAUAUGGAAAGGAAGCAAUAAAGUCUUUGAUACAGUUGAACUUUCACUACCUACAUAUUCAUAUCAGUCACAGGCAGUCUGGGUUCGAGUUCCACAAUCAGUAAAAACAGCUGUGGAGAUUCACAGGUUCUCAUUUCGUGCAGGCUUGCAUGCUGCUUCUCAUGCUGUUCUAAACGUGGUCCCUCUGUAUGUGAUCUGCAACUCAUCUGACUUGGCUCCAGAAUGUUCAAACCCUCAUGAUACCCGCUAUAUUCCAGAAAGAAUUCUAUUGUAUGAUCCGCAUCCUGGAGGGACUGGUUUUUCAGCACAGGUUCGAUCACAUUUCACUGAACUGUUAACUGCUGCUUUGGAACUCCUUAUGUCAUGCUGCUGCACGGGAGACACCGGUUGCCCUAACUGCAUUCAAAAUCUAGCUUGUGGGGAGUACAAUGAGCUUUUACACAAGGAUGCAGCCAUUAUGAUUAUAAAGGGUGUUCUGGAAGCAGAGGAGUCAUACUUUGGAGGACACACUGAUUCUUCAAAACCCUAGACAUUAGAGGAAUGUUGCUGAAGAGGUUGAUUCAGUGAGUAUUUUUCUUCUUCUAUGAUAAGAAAAGAAGCGAAUAAAUUAAACACCAGAAGAAGAUACAGAAUCUUGAUGAAGAGAGGUUCGGAUAGAAGCAUCCUUGACCGAUUUUGCCAUCUUAUAUAGCUCAUCAUACAUGGUCUUCUCUCCAAGAGAAGGGUGCCUAGCCUGGAUCUGAAAAUCAAAAUUCUUUAACAGUGGCCUGACCCUAAUGCCUCACGGAUGGUAUGCAGAAAAUUCUGGCGAGACCCAAAUCAAGAUCAAUCCGAAGACCCCUUGCAGUCUAGUAGUGGCUGAAGCCAUGAAGAUGAAUUUAUUUUACUGUCUCCCAAUGGCAAAUGCCGUUGUAAUCGCUAUGCUUAAGGCAAGUGGCCAAAAGAGGAGUGGAGUUUCACUUUUCUAUCAAUAGAGAGCAUUGUUCUAACCUCUAAUUGACACGAUGUUUAAUUUUGUGAGCGUUAUCCAGUUGAAGGUUAAACAUCUAUAAAUGGAGAGACUGGUGACAUGAAAUGCCGGAGUUUGGCACAAAAAUGCUCCAUUAAUUUA